AUGGCCCAGCAAGAACGCAAGCUUCCCUUUGGGAAGAUCGAGCCUAACUCCGCCAAGUACUUCUAUAGUUGUGCCUUUGGUGGAAUUAUCGGACCCACGCAUACCGCGGUAACCCCAUUGGACCUUGUCAAAUGCCGUCGCCAGGUCGAUCCCAAGAUCUAUACAUCAAAUUUGCAGGCAUGGCGCUCCAUCUUUGCCAAGGAGGGUCUGCGCGGCGUAUUCUUCGGCUGGUCGCCCACUUUCCUGGGUUACUCGUUCCAGGGCGCGGGGAAGUACGGGUUGUAUGAAUACUUCAAGAACCUCUAUGGGAACCAGCUAUUCCCAGACACCAAUCGUACUCUGGUCUUCCUGGGUGCGAGUGCAUCCGCCGAGUUCUUCGCUGAUAUGGCACUCUGUCCCAUGGAGGCUAUCAAGGUCCGCAUGCAGACUACUCUACCCCCAUAUGCUAGCAACCUGCGUGAAGGAUGGAGUCGCAUUGUCGCAAAGGAAGGAUUUGGAGGCCUCUACAAGGGAUUGUAUCCGCUGUGGGCGCGUCAGAUUCCAUACACCAUGACCAAGUUUGCGACCUUUGAGGAGACUGUUAAGAUGAUCUACCAGACCAUGGGCAAGCCUAAGGAGAGCUACAGCCAGUUGACUCAGACUGGUGUUAGUUUCCUUGGUGGUUACAUUGCAGGUAUCUUCUGUGCUGUUGUUAGCCACCCGGCUGAUGUCAUGGUCAGUAAAUUGAAUGCGGAUCGGAAAGCUGGUGAGGGAGCCAUGACUGCCGUAUCUCGAAUUUAUGGCAACAUUGGAUUCGCGGGUCUGUGGAAUGGACUGCCCGUUCGUAUUGUGAUGCUGGGCACAUUGACUGGAUUCCAGUGGUUGAUUUAUGAUUCCUUCAAGGUGUUCCUUGGCUUGCCGACCACUGGUGGUCACUAG
Messenger RNA from Penicillium malachiteum, 918 nucleotides. RefSeq names its product putative mitochondrial phosphate transporter Pic2. The record is from RefSeq and is a predicted model, not a curated record. Gene Ontology annotation, biological process: mitochondrial phosphate ion transmembrane transport. Bases 1 to 918 code for a protein of 305 amino acids. Gene Ontology annotation, molecular function: phosphate transmembrane transporter activity. The transcript is spliced from 4 exons. NCBI's taxonomy places the organism in Eukaryota, Fungi, Ascomycota, Eurotiomycetes, Eurotiales, Aspergillaceae. Gene Ontology annotation, cellular component: mitochondrial inner membrane.